AUGGCAACUGGAGCUGGACUUGAGUCUCUUGUUGAUCAAACAAUUUCAAUCAUCACAAAUGACGGGCGAAAUAUUGUGGGUGUCCUGAAAGGUUUUGAUCAGGCUACCAACAUAAUUCUUGAUGAAUCCCAUGAACGAGUGUACUCCACCAAGGAAGGUGUACAGCAGCUUGUGUUGGGCCUCUACAUCAUAAGGGGUGAUAACAUAAGCAUAGUCGGGGAGUUGGAUGAAGAGCUAGAUGCAAGCUUGGACUUGUCAAAUCUCAGAGCUCACCCUUUGAAGCCAGUCAUCCACUGA
Molecule: messenger RNA, 297 nt
Organism: Striga hermonthica
Lineage: Eukaryota; Viridiplantae; Streptophyta; Magnoliopsida; Lamiales; Orobanchaceae
Source: the annotation of a GenBank genome assembly